CGUGUUAAUAUUAUUAUCAUUAUUAUCUUAGAAUUGCCGAUAUAUAAAACGUGUGAAAGAAAAAUAUAUAUUAUUCUUAACAUUUUUGGCAGGCAUGACUAUGACGAAGGAAGGGUGCACACUGGGUUGGACACAUCACAAGAGUUUCUGUUACCAAUUCAUUGUUCAUCCUGUCCAGUUUGUAACUGCAAAAGAGAUCUGUAGCACAAAAGACGCUCAACUUGUCAGUAUAUGGAACCUCGCCGAGGAAGAUUUUAUUCUGAAGAAAUUAUGGCAGGGAACCGACACAUCUCACCUUUCUUGGGUUGGUUUCACUUUCGACCCGGAAGAUAAAAAACAGAGAUAUAAUUGGAUUGACGGAUCGCUCUCUGACUAUUUUGAUAAAGAUAUGCCGGAGACUAACAUACCCCUGUGUGGCACUAUCAGCGGAACAGGAGAACGGCAGUUCUGGGACUGCGAGGAACGCAUGUCCGCAUUUAUAUGCAAAAAAUCUCUUCAGAUGGCGUAUGUCGUCAGCGAAGUCUUCAAUACCAGCUAUGUUGACAUGUACAGGUCAGAAGAUCCCGAAAGAAUGUUGUUCGAACGUGUAUGGCCACCAAAACUCGAGGAGGUUCCGAAGCAUCUGACACGAAUAGCCACUGCGCAGGUCGCUCAGGAAACCGAUUGCGCUAACCGGUGUUUCCAUGUUGACGAUUGUCGGGGAUUUACAUUGACAUGCGUAUUUGCCUGGAAAUGUAACCAGUUCACUUGCGAUCUGUACCAGCCAGCAAACAAUUAAACCAGCACCUUUUGUGUGCACGUGUGCUAUGUUAUCCGUCCAAGAUCAGUAUAGAAACAAUACAAGGGCGAUAAUGCCUUUAUUUUGUGUGAAUUCCUAGUUUAGUGGUAGCUCUGUUACAUUAUAAUGUAGUUCAUGUAUUAAAUAACAUUGAUAAAUUUAAAAAAUCAGAAGCAAUUUUUUAAUUAGCAUAAUUGUUUACAAGUAAACAUUCCGUUUUUUUUUUGUUUUUUCAUCAUUUACAUAAACUAUUAAUAAUCACUAUGCAUUUAAGAUAUUUCUAUCCUAUUUUGAUUUAGGGAAACUUUUUCAUUUAAUACAAACGCAUACAAGAAGUAUAACGUAGAAACUAUUACAGUAAUCUAAUAACAAAAUGGAGUCGUGGGACUCACGUCAGGGCAUGUGGUCAAUUUUAACUGCUGAACUUAUGUUUGGUUGCCGGGUUUAUUGCACCCUCCCCACUUACGAACAGCUAGAACCAUUUUGAGGCGGGUUUCCUGGUUGUAGCUGGUGACUUCCUCACUGAACAACAUCCAGAGCAAUAAGGUAAGGUUUCUUGCUCAAGAGAAUAAACACAUAGCUGAUGUUAUCGAUGAAUUUGAGACUUAUAUUUCCAAACCAUUCUGAUCUCCCUGGACAAAAUAUAUCCGCCAAAGGUUUAUCAACAGUAUCAACACAGUACCUGUGUUCCCGAUAACUACUCACCCUAUAUAUAUGCAAUUUAUAUAUCCAGUCUUGUUUUAUUUUAAUAAACCAAUUAAAAAGUA
Messenger RNA from Pecten maximus, 1545 nucleotides. Its product is annotated as galactose-specific lectin nattectin-like. The coding region runs from base 95 to 778 and encodes 227 amino acids. The transcript is spliced from 4 exons. The record is from RefSeq and is a predicted model, not a curated record. NCBI's taxonomy places the organism in Eukaryota, Metazoa, Mollusca, Bivalvia, Pectinida, Pectinidae.